This is a messenger RNA of Peniophora sp. CBMAI 1063, 1173 nucleotides long. NCBI's taxonomy places the organism in Eukaryota, Fungi, Basidiomycota, Agaricomycetes, Russulales, Peniophoraceae. The record is from the annotation of a GenBank genome assembly.
AUGUCUGCAAUUGGCCAACCCCUUCUAAGAUUCGACAAGUUGCCAGCUGAGCUGAUCUCGUCGAUCAUAUAUCUUGCUCAGAUCUCUUGGCAUAACGAGCACUUCGCGCCGCAAGCGCCGAAUACCGAGGUCAACCGUUACGAGGCCGCACCCUCUGGGUCUGCAACAUCGCCUGUACUCGCAUGCUGCAAUGGUGCACGAUGCGAUUUCACUCGGCCUAUCUGCAUAUGCUCAGACUCUGGGAAAGUCCUCCCUCCUCACCUUCCUUCUCCAGCCCACAGCGUUUCGCUCGUCUCGAAGAGAUUACGCGGACUGCUUCUUGCUAAUUCUGACAUAUGGCAACUGGACAACACCCUGUACCCAGCAAUAGCGCGUCUUUCUGGAGAACACCGUACUACCACCUCUCGUGGCCGGACUAUCAUCAAGUACGGAUCGCGCAACCUCAUAGCGUUGGACGUCUGCGCUUGUCUUCUCCGCGGCCUUCACCUCUUCUACUCCAGUCUCGAGAGCGUCAAGCUUAGGCUGCCGUGGGCCGGCGACCAAAGCCUGGGGUCCGAGCUACGAAAAUUUCUUCGCGACAUCAGGGGUCGCGAGAACAGUCCUCUGCGUAGCUUCGAUCUCGAGGCUCUAGACGCAGAUCCGUUUCACGUUCGGGAUGGUGUGCGUCGGCGUAUGACGGCUUGGGAGAGCGUAAACCUGCGUAGAAGCUGGUUUUAUCGGGGCAAUGUGUACUUCUACUCGAAGACAUUGAUAUCCCUUUGCCUCCGUCAAGGUCCUGGGACCUCCAUGGUUUUUGGAUCGUCGCUAUCCAUUGGUCUCUCAGCGUGCGCCGAGACGCUCGAGUAUCUGACAAUUGACAUCCCCGUCGGCUUCGUUGCUGAUAUCGAAGGCGCCAUCACAUUUCUUCGACUUCGCUACUUUCGGCUUUGCACGGAUCCCGUGUUUGGAGCUGUCCUGCUUGGUAGGCUCGUUCUUCCCUACGCACUCGACUUGCAUCUCGAGCAGGUCGAGUCCUGGGGAGAAUGCUUUACCGCAAAGCACCCGGGAAUAUACGAGGUGCCCUUCUGGCCUUCGGAGUACGCCCCAGACCAGCGCUGCUGGUGGAGUAGGGGUGCCUGGGAGUGCGAGGCAGGAGGCGAGGAGGCAGGAGAAGCACGGCAUUCGCCGGCUUAG